AUGGCGAAGCAAGUUUGUAAGAAGUUCACUUGGCUGAUAAAUGACUUCAACACUUUACAAACUGAUAUCCAUUACUCUGCUCCAAUCCUGAUUGGUGACGAUUUGCAUCUCUGGUUUGAUCAGAAGAAAUUGGGCUUCGUAUUUUCAACAAAUGUUUCUCUUACCAAACUCCUUGACGAAAAGGAAGAGUUUCAAGUAGAUGGAAAACUCAUGAUUGUUGCUGAGGUAGAAGUUCAUCAAGUUAUUGGCACAUAUGAUUGCUCAGAAGAAUCUCAAUGUGCAUAUGAAUCUCAAGACAGCAUCGAUGUCAAUGGGUUUCAGGUUCUUCCGUCACAGGUCAAAAUUGUGAGUUGUAUUUUUGAGAGACACCCAGACAUUGCAGUAGGGUUCCGUUCAAAGAACCAACUUCUCAGGAAAACAUCUAUGAAUUUCCUACUCAACUUAAUCAAAACGCUAUGCCAAUCUCUUCAGGACCUCUCCACUGAAGAUCUUGAGGAUACAGACAUUGCUCUGACAUACUUGAAAGAUGUUGGCUUUGAAGUGGACUGGUUGGAGUGGAUACUAGAUGACGUAAAAGAAAAGAAGGAUAAAGAACAGUCUAGUUUGGUAAGGCUACGAGAAAUGAAUGAUAGUUUACUGAAACUGAAACAAAAAUGUUCUAAACUUGAUGCUUUGGCCAAAAAGGAUGAGGCAGAGUUGUCGGCCACCAGAACCCCUCUCUCAUUCUAUGAUGUUGUUUGA
Messenger RNA from Brassica oleracea var. oleracea, 741 nucleotides. RefSeq names its product MATH domain and coiled-coil domain-containing protein At3g58410-like. Bases 1 to 741 code for a protein of 246 amino acids. The record is from RefSeq and is a predicted model, not a curated record. The transcript is spliced from 3 exons. NCBI's taxonomy places the organism in Eukaryota, Viridiplantae, Streptophyta, Magnoliopsida, Brassicales, Brassicaceae.